Messenger RNA from Spizellomyces punctatus DAOM BR117, 2062 nucleotides. RefSeq lists its product as uncharacterized. NCBI's taxonomy places the organism in Eukaryota, Fungi, Chytridiomycota, Chytridiomycetes, Spizellomycetales, Spizellomycetaceae. The transcript is spliced from 9 exons. The record is from RefSeq and is a predicted model, not a curated record. Gene Ontology annotation, molecular function: protein binding. The coding region runs from base 171 to 1919 and encodes 582 amino acids.
AGAAAGGAGCGUUAUCCGAAACCUCCUGAUAAAGUGCUUGGGUGGUUCGUAAAAGUCGAAAUUCGGGUAACUUGUUGGCGCAUCUGCAGAGAUUCGAUAUCCCUUACUGUUCAACUGUCUGCAUUCUAUUUCUCUCAUCUGCCAUCCUCGUAACCUCUUUACACCAGACGAUGGAUGACCAACCAAACUUUGGUCUAACGCUGUGGGAUCAGCUGGAGAAUGUCGAAGCCUAUACGAAAAUCGGAACGCAAUCCCUGGAACGCUUCAAUGAAUUCCUUAAACGCCGAGCCGAAAUCGAGGCCGAUUAUGCGCGGUCGUUGCAAAAACUGGUCAAAGCGCACAAGGAGGAGUUGAAUAAAAAGGAGGGGCAGGGCAGUGGUAACAAAGGGUUGGGGGUGGCCGUUCUAAGUGGUACGGUGGCCCAAAGUUGGCUUCAACUCCUCACAAUGACCGAACAUACAGCAACAUUCCACACCAGUAUGGCAGAAAACAUGGACACUGAUUUGAGAAAAAGCAUCAAAAACCAAAUUAAAGAGAACGACAAAGUGUUUAAACAGCAUUUCGACGACCUUCGUAAAUAUACGCUGGACUAUCGCAAAGUAGUUGACAACCUCGAAAAGACUCGACAAAAGUAUGACAAGGCGACAAAGGACAUGGAUGCCGCGAGACAGGCCUAUGAGAGUGCAAAUCAGGAUAUGAAUAAGACGGCGAAGGAUAUUGAAAAGUUGCGAACCGAAGCGGAAAAGAAGGCAAUGCUUGCGCAGGAGGCAGCGACAGGAUAUAAGCAGUGCAUUGAGCAAACAAAUAUCGCCAAAGAAAAGUAUUAUACAGAGACCAUUCCAAGUGUCCUUAAUAUCAUCCAAUCGAAAGACGAGCAAAACCGUAUAGAUUUUUCGAAAAAUGCCUUUCUAAAGUAUUCAGGUCUCCUCGCUUCCCAAAUGCCGAGUCUCACCACCGCUCUCGAGAAUAUGGUCGACAUGUUUGAAAAAAUCACCCCCUCCUAUGACUCCGCAACAUUUAUCAAAAUGACACAAACACAUUCACCUUAUCCAGCUGAUUUCACAUUUGAAGAGCGAGCUUUGGCAACUUCGAAUCUCAACAAGAAGACGUCGACGAGAGGUUUCACGAAAACGCGGGAUGAGAUAGAUGAUAACAAGGAGGAUGCCAUUGUGGUCCUGCCUGGGAAGCAGGGUAGAAAGAAAGCUUUAGAGAGAAUCAAAGUCCUCGACAAGGAGCUUGCAGAGGUGGAAAAGAAACGAACAGGUGUGGACACGCUCAUGGCUGUAUACGCUUCGAAACCUGAGAUUGCCAAAGACCCGAAAGUGCAGCGCGAUUUGGAUGACCAGCAUCAGGCAUUGGAUCAGCGAAUAGCCCUCAUUUUGCACAAGAAGCAUAAAUUGCAAGUGUACAUCUCCACAUUGGACGGAGUAGCACCCCCCGACCCACCGGCGGUUCAAAUUGGAGGAAAGGCUUAUGGACAAGGUCAAUCAAGUCCUUUGACGCCCUUUUCUGAUUCAUCGAGCGUCGGAAGUGGCACGCCUGUGAGUGCCGCAAGACCAUUGAGCGUGCAUACUACAAAGAGCGAAGGAUCGUCCGGUGGAUUGAUUCCACAAUCAUCUAUUGUUGAAAGCCCUCGUGCGACAGAAGUUGAAGAGAGGUCGCAUCAUGGCAGCUCCCACCAAUUGGCAUCUUCACACGAUCAUGACAGCAAUCAUGACGGCAAUACCUCUGUGAUUUGUCGAGUGAAGCUAAUGUAUGAUUUUGAGGGAAAUGCGGACAAUAAUGAACUAUGUGUCAAGGCAGGGGAAGAGGUGGAUGUAUUGGAGAAGCAGGACGAUGGAUGGUGGAAGGCGCGUGUACAUCGACCAGACGGCAACUUGGAAGGCUUUAUACCAGGCAAUUACACGGAGGAAAUCUAGUAUGACAUGGGGGGGGGGGGGCGGUAGAGAGUACUAUACGGAAGCAGUCGUGCCACUGUGAGACUUUUGAGUUUCUUAAUUACAUUUCAAAAGAUGCACUUUUUUGAUGCAAUCCCAAUAUAUGUCUGCCCAACCAUGCCUGC